This is a messenger RNA of Haemonchus placei, 273 nucleotides long. NCBI's taxonomy places the organism in Eukaryota, Metazoa, Nematoda, Chromadorea, Rhabditida, Trichostrongylidae. The record is from the annotation of a GenBank genome assembly.
AUGCGUCCCUCCGCCGUUUCUAUGGGCAAACACUUUGGACAGCUUGGAAAGAUGUAUGGUGAAUAUCGCUUCGCUCUGUCACCAAACGAGCAAAAGGCGUUCAAGGGAUUCUUUGACCAAGCGAUUGUCAAGGUCUUCAAAACUUAUGUAUGGGAUCAGUGGUACUACUAUAUCCCUCAAACUAUUGCCGCUUAUCUUCUAUACGACUGGGCCAAGAAGACGAACUACAAAGUCAACCGAAAGAAUCCCGCCGACUACGCUAAUGAUCAGUAA